AAACUCUAUGGUUCAGUGCGGAAAUUGCUGUUUCUAUGGUGUGAGGCGGCGCUCUAGCUGGCUGGUGCAGCUCGGUGGUGUCAGUCCUCCCCGGGUCCACACGUGGGUAUGGCUACGCUGCACUUCCAUGAGCUGGGGCUGGAUGACCGGCUAUUAAAGGCCGUUGCAGAUUUAGGAUGGGCAAAGCCAACAUUAAUUCAAGAGAAGUCCAUUCCACUGGGCAUGGAAGGCAAAGACCUACUGGCACGAGCAAGGACUGGGUCGGGUAAAACUGCAGCCUAUGCCAUACCUAUAAUACAGAACCUUCUACAGUCCAAAAUAACUGUCUCUGAACAGGCCGUAAGAGUUCUCAUCCUCGUACCUACCAGGGAACUUGGCCACCAGGUUCAACAAAUGGCCCGACAGCUGACAACUUACUGUGCCCGAGAUAUUAAAAUUGCCGACAUUUCCGGUCAGGCAGAUAUUUCUGCACAGAGACCAAUCCUGAUGGAGAAGCCGGACAUUGUGGUCGGUACGCCAUCUCGAGUAUUGAUUCACAUGAACCAGAAGACCCUGUGCUUACGGGAGAGCCUCCAGGCAUUGGUGAUCGAUGAAGCCGACCUGAUCUUCUCAUUUGGCUUUGAAGAAGAUUUAAAAAGUUUAUUAUGCCAACUUCCUAAUAUCUACCAGUCAUAUCUCAUGUCUGCCACAUUCAAUGAGGAUGUCCAGGCCUUGAAGGAGCUUGUGCUGCACAAUCCGGUUACCCUGAAGCUGGAGGAGUCCCAGUUACCAGACAGCUCUCAACUCACACAGUAUCAUAUCCAGUGCGAAGAGGAGGACAAGUUUCUUUUGCUUUAUACCCUUCUGAAACUCUGCCUCAUCCGCGGGAAGACCAUUAUCUUUGUGAAUGAGGUGGAAAGAAGUUAUCGGCUCAAACUCUUCCUCGAGCAGUUCAGUAUCCCGUCCUGUGUGCUCAACUCGGAGCUGCCAGUGCACUCACGGUGUCAUAUCAUUGGACAGUUUAACCAGGGAUUCUACGAUUAUAUUAUUGCAUCAGAUGAACGUGCCUUAUCUCAAGGGGGCGAGAAACAAAAGAAACAGGCUGGAAAGAAAAAGGGUGCAAAAAAGGCAAAAACAGAGAAAGGCCACGACAGCGAGUAUGGAGUAUCUCGGGGAAUAGACUUUCAGAAUGUUUCCACGGUCUUAAAUUUUGACUUUCCCUUGUCCGUAGACUCUUAUAUCCACCGUGCUGGAAGGACAGCGCGUGCCAAUAACCCAGGUGUGGCCCUUACAUUCGUGGCACAUACAGAACUUUCCCUUCUUAAAGAUAUUGAAGAGGCUCUAGGUGGAGGAAGCUCUGAGGAGUGUGUGCUGCGCCCCUACAGGUUCAGAAUGGAAGAGGUGGAAGGGUUUCGCUAUCGCUGUAGAGAUGCGAUGAGAUCUGUAACUAAACAAGCCAUUAAAGAAGCCCGUCUGAAGGAGAUAAAGGAAGAACUGCUCAACUCUGAAAAACUAAAGACUUAUUUUGAAGAUAACCCACGGGAUUUCAAUCUCCUCCGCCACGACAGACCCCUGCACCCUGCAAUAGUGAAACCUCAUCUGAAAAAUGUUCCUGAAUAUCUAAUUCCUCCUUCCCUCCGCUCCGUUGCCAAUCCUUUGCUAAUGAAAAAGAAGAGAAAAAGAGUGCAGUUGGGCCAGUCCAAAGGACCUUCCAAAAAGAUGAGGAAGACACAGAACCCGCUACGUACAUUCAAAUACACAAAAGGAAAAAGAACUGUCAAAAAGCAGGCAGCGGAAUCUUGAGCGACGUCGCGGUCAUCAGUCGGUCACAUGCUGCGUGUGCUCCAUAGGACUUGUUGAAAAAAAUUCCGAUAAUGGAAACAUGGGCUUUUCCAUUUUUGGGGUUUAUAAUGGACUUGGUGAAUUCCCUGGAUGGAGAAGAUUUUAGUCAUCAUUGCAAAAGCCAUUUAUGCUAAAUUUAUGUAAAUAAAUUUAUAUAUUUCUUUGGGAUGUCAUGCAUGAGCCAAACCUUUUUUUAUUUUUUUUUGCAUUGAUUAGGAUGAUGGGGGGAGAUUUAUCAAAACCUGUCUAGUGGAAGAGUGGUGCAGUUGCCCACAGCAACCAAUCAGAUUGCGGGGGAGAUUUAUCAAAACCUGUCCAGGAGAAAAGUUGCCUAUAGCAACCAAUCAGAUCGUUUCUUUCAUUUUUAACAAGGCCUCUGCAAAAUGAAAGUAGUGAUCUGAUUGGUUGCUAUGGACAACUGGGUAAAUUUUCCUUUGCACAGGUUUUGAUAAAUCUCCCCCUGCGUCUUUCAUUUUUUCCCAGGCCUCUUUAACCCCUUAAGGACCAGGCCAUUUUACACCUUAGGACCAGAGCGUUUUUUGCACAUCUGACCACUGUCACUUUAAACAUUAAUAACUCUGGAAUGCUUUUAGUUAUUCUGAUUCCGAGAUUGUUUGUUCGUGACAUAUUCUACUUUAACAUAGUGGUAACAUUUUGUGGUAACUUGCAUCCUUUCUUGGUGGAAAAAUCCCAAAAUUUGAUGAAAAAUUUGAAAAAAACAUUUUUUAUUCACAUAUACAAUCUGUCUACUUUAUGUUUGCAUCAUUAAAUUUAUGAGUUUUUACUUUUGGAAGACACCAGAGGGCUUCAAAGUUCAGCA
Messenger RNA from Hyla sarda, 2641 nucleotides. It is a transcript of the gene DDX56, whose product is annotated as DEAD-box helicase 56. Bases 109 to 1782 code for a protein of 557 amino acids. The transcript has 14 exons. The record is from RefSeq and is a predicted model, not a curated record. NCBI's taxonomy places the organism in Eukaryota, Metazoa, Chordata, Amphibia, Anura, Hylidae. Gene Ontology annotation, molecular function: RNA helicase activity; nucleic acid binding; ATP binding. Gene Ontology annotation, cellular component: nucleolus.